CCAACUUCAUCUCCUGUUUAUUGAAGCGCCAGGAACUGAACCUUGCCCUCGUUAAUUAGUUUCCGUCCCGUCACCAUUGUCACUGAUGCGUUGUCUUUGGUCUGAUGUAUGGUCUUUGGUUCUUAGUCCUUAUUCCCUGUCCAAGGCCCAAGACAACAUGACCCACCCCGCAGCCAAAAUGUCGUCAUCGGUCUCCCAAAAUCUUCACCCCUCCAAGACUUGUACCCUGGACUAUCUUGAAUCUUGCCUUGGUUCUUGUGCUUUGAAUAAAAUUUACCACGUUAGACAGCAUAGCGUAGACCCGUAAAUAUAAUGAAAGGGGCCUUUUAUU
Molecule: messenger RNA, 331 nt
Organism: Ilyonectria robusta
Lineage: Eukaryota; Fungi; Ascomycota; Sordariomycetes; Hypocreales; Nectriaceae
Exons: 1
Coding region: 86-307 (73 amino acids)
Source: RefSeq, a predicted model, not a curated record